This is a messenger RNA of Podarcis lilfordi (Lilford's wall lizard), 39194 nucleotides long. The record is from the annotation of a GenBank genome assembly. NCBI's taxonomy places the organism in Eukaryota, Metazoa, Chordata, Lepidosauria, Squamata, Lacertidae.
AUGAUAGAUUCGGUACUUCAUGGGAAAUUCACUGGAGGUAAAACUUUGAGAAUUCAUUUCUUAUCUGUUAGGAACAUUAAAUGUAUGUUCUAAUGUAUAAAUGCAUAGUCAGUAAUAUGAUCACUAGAGCAAAGAAAAAUGCCCUUGACUGGGGAAAACAAAUUGGGUCCAUGUAGGGAACAGUUUAUCAGAACCCACAAUGAAGUCACUGAGCAGUUGGUCAUCUGUGUGAGUCCAAAUGCAGGAACUGAAUUUAAUGUUGCAGCAGUUCUAUCUUCAUAGACACUGAAGCUAAAUUCUGGCAGGAUGGAGUUGCUAAUGGUUGUUAGAUAUUGCCCAUUCACAGCAGGGUCAUGAUGCCCAUGAAGAGAGAAAUACACUGCUUGGAACCGCAAUUUUGUCCUGCUUUGAUGCUAGAUUCCUAGGUGGUAGCAGUGGGCUAAGGGACACUUUUUUACUAGCUUGGGUAGAUGCACCAGCUGAUUUCCUUUCAUAUAUAACACAUGCGACAGUAACUUCUCAUUAGUUUCUAUAAAAUGUCCAGUCUUGGCCUGCUGUUGAACAUUGGAAGCUUCAGCUAAUACAGAGUGCAGCAACCAAACAAACCAAACUCAUGUGAAGAGGAGAACAAACCACUCCUAUCCUGGAUUAUUUGCAUUGGUUCAUCUUAACUCAAGGUGACAAGUUUCCUGCAAUGCAGGAAUCUUUUGCCCAAUGUGGGGCUCAAACCCACGAGUCUCAUGCUCUCCCGACUGAGAUGUUAAAUGCAGUAAUCUUCAGAAAAAUCCAUAUUGUACCUCAGAAGAGAUAAACUGUAGUUAAGGCGGCUUGGCUGUUCACUGAAGUUUUCAGUAUGAAGGGUUUUCAUUGACUGAAAGUGUAUGCACUUGCCAGGAGUAGAUCUAGAAUCAGAACUCAUUUUCUCCCCUUUAAUAUUCAUUGGCAUUGUGUUUCCCAUAUACCUGAGUCAAUAUAAGCAUGGAACUGAGUUUUUGUGUCCAGGCAAAAGACAUUUGUUUCUAAGUUUUUGCUUGUAAUUUGGCCCCUUUCUUAUUUUUAGUCCCAUUGUCCUCUUUAACUUCAGGGCUAGUACAGUGGUCCCCUGGGAAGCAACUGUGCUUGUGUGCAGUGUUGCAUAUAUUUUUGUAAAUAUGCAUGGAUGUUUCUCUGCAGAGUGUCCCAACUCUUUGGAAAUGCUGUCAUAGGUAGUAAGAUGGAAACUGGCUAGGUAUGCUUGUAUUACAGUUUCUUGUGUUAUUCAGGAACAUGUUUUUUUAAUGUAUCAAAAAAUAUUUGAAUCGCUAUAUAUAUCUAUAUCUAUAUAUCUAUACAAAGAUGCUUAAUAAUAAUAAUAAUAAUUGUAUAUACCUUUCAUCCGCAGAUGCAAUGUAUGCAUUAUUUUUCACUAUGUUUAUUAGGAAAGAUACUUUUCUUCUUCAGCCCUUCUUUCCAGAUCCUAGGUUUACAAUAAUGCCUCCACAUUUUUCCUGUUACUUAUGUAUAUUUCUUCUGCUUUUUUCUAGGACGAAGUGGACUGGCCUGCUUGGCUUGUGGGCCUCAGCUUGAGGUAGUAAACCCAGUCACUGGAGAACGGCUGUCUGCAUACCAUUUUAGUGGAGUGACUGAACAGCCUCCCACUAUCCUUGCAGUGAAAGAGUUUUCCUGGCAAAAAAGAACUGGACUACUAAUUGGCUUGGAAGAAGCAGAAGGGAGUGUUCUGUGUUUGUAUGACCUUGGAAUAUCAAGAGUUGUCAAAGCAGUUGUUCUUCCUGGAAGGGUACAUACAUGGCUUUAAAUAUAAAAAUCAAGACUUUUGCUUUGUUGUAUACUUUAGAUAUUAUUUAUAUUUUAUUUCUUGCUGUUGGCAUCAAACCAAAUUCUCCCCUACAUAUUAGUGAUACCCUUUAAAACUGAAAUCCAGGUCUUAUCUUCACAGUGAUUAGACAAACUCCCCCUUUUCUCAGCAAGUGAAAGGCAGUUUAAGAUCCUUUAAUAGGAUUUGUGAAAUCAAUUGCAUGAGUGUAGUAGUACCAAGGAUGAGGGCAUUAAGCAGGCCAAGCGCUUAGUGAAACUGGAAAUGCAGCUCUUGGUGGAACAUAGUUUUGAGGCAGAUGGAAUAAGAGGAGGCAGGUGCUUUGCAGAAGUAGGGAGGCAAAAAUGUUGUUAAAAAGUGUGUGGACACUCCUGGGAUCUUUGUAUUGAUGGGCAUUCUCUGCUGUAUGUUCUCUUCACAGAAGACAAAAGUGCUUUUGUGUGUGAAGCCAACCAUUUGCCACUUUGGCAUCUUGAACUUAUUUUUCAGUCAGUUGGAAAGAGUUCAGAUUUGUUUUGGGUUCAUUUUCUGCCGCUCUAACUUUUCGACUACCUAUCAAUCAUAUUGAAAACUGGGAUGGCACAACUGAUAAACACAAAAAAGAGGAAGAAGUUAGUAGAACUGUAGCUUAUUUUAAGAUCAUUGCACUUUGGAAAAUUCCUUCCUUGUGGUCACAUUUUUAACAACAAUUCUCAGUGAACAAGAGUUAUAUCACAUAUCCUGGAUGUGAGAAAUGUUAAAACAUGCCCCUAAAGGAGUUUUAUGAAAAGCAUUGGGCAUAUGAUAAACUAUUUCCGGUAUCUGGAGUGUUCCUUGCUUCUUUUUUGCCUAUCAACAGUAGUAUUGUCAGAAUAGUGAGUUGCAUCCAUUCUGAUGUCAGCACAGCAAUCUGUCACGCUUGGGAAUUAUUUCCCAUUGCUGCUGCUACAUUCCAUUGUAGACCCUGAAAAGACUGUACUUAUGGUCAGGGGGGCUGUCUGCAAAAACAUGGAAUGGGUUGUGGGGACUGCUAGAGGAGGAAAGAAUCACCCAGAAUUGAACGCAGCCUUAUACUUGAAUUGGGGGUGAUUCUCCCAUCUUCUAAAGGAAGAACUGUAGCUCAGUAGUAUAGCAUCUGCUUUGGAUGCAGAAGGUCCCAGGUUCAUUCUCUUGACAUCUCCAGAUAGGAUUGGAGAUAACCCUGUCUGAAACCCUGGGGUGUUGCUUCCAGUCAGCAUAGGCAAUACUAAACUGUUUGGAUGCUUUGUAUUACUUUGUAUUAAGGAACUUCCUAAGUUCAUAGCAACUCUCAUGCUUUCCCUAAGGAGAGGUUCUUUGGGACGCUGCUAUGCGGUGUGGAUAGGCAUUGAAAAAUUCCCGAGCGUGAGACUUCCUCACAGUUGUACUAGGUUGGAUGCAACCCAGUAUAUCCUUGGUACUGCAUUGCUUUAUUUGCAUGGCCUGUUCAAAAUGAGAAUGCUAUCUAUUGCCCUGGGUUUGGGAUUACCUGCAUAAGCAAUGUUCUCUUAACUUAUGCCACAGGUAAAAUAUCUUAUAUGCACUGUUUUCUAUAUACUUAGUUUAGAUAAUAUUUGGGUUCAGAGACCAAAGUAAAAAUUUAUGAGCAGAGAAGCAUUAACGUAUGGCAAUGGAAAACAAAAUUCAAAUGGUGAGCUGUUCUCUGGUGUAUAUUUGGUCAUAUGCAGUCCAAAUUUGUAUUAAACCUGAUCAUUAAAAUAUUUGGCAUUCUUGGCUCUUGAGCUUCUAGAACAAAUAUAUUUAGGUCAGUUGUGUCCAUAGUGUUGAUGCUGAAGGCUUGGAGCCUGGAACUUCCCGUUGCAGAUAGUAAGCAAACAUCUGCAGGCACAUGGUAUUUUCCAUUUCCACAGCCACUUACAAGAGAGUCAUGGUUGUGUAUCUCUAAUCUGCAAAAAUGUGCCGUGCUUCAUUUUGAUAUUACAUGAAUUUUGUUUGUGAUUUCUCCUGAAUUCUCUGAACUGCAAGCCAUACUUUGAGUGGCAUAUCAAAGUUCUUUCGAGAUUUUUCUGGAGCAAAUUUCUUUUAAGCUCAUUAUUCAAAUGUAUGUUGAAGGAAAUCAGUAUAAAUUUAAGGACUGGGAAGGUGUUAAUAAAGAGUAUUCAGAGAGGUUUUAAAAAUAUGAAGCCAAAUAGUCAAAUGGGGUGAAUUCUUAUCUCCAGGCACAUCCAACGAUUUUUGAUUUGAGGCUUGGGAAGAAUUGAUAAAGUCAGAGUGGAAACUUGUAAAUUUAUUGAUUACAGUAACCUGUUUUAACCUUCUUGUGGAAUGGAAGUAAAUAUCUUUUGGCGGCAAUCUCUAGGCCCGAGUGCUCAGAAUUUUAGCUAUAUUCUUUGUCAAUAAUAAUUUUCAGACUUUUUGCUUGAUCCUAAGCAUUUGUGUCAUCAUCAUUCUGUGACUCUAAUUAUACUCUUAAUGCAUGGUUCAGUGGGCUGCAAUAUUUUAUAAUGACCUGAUCUACUCAAUAUCCUAAAAGAAUCCGUUUCUAGUGCUUGCUGCUAUCACUUGAAAUCUGUCAUAUCUCCAGCAUUUGUCAGGUCUUAAAAUGCUGGAGAACACCAGUGAGUAUGAAAUGUACUUUUCUGCUGAAUAACCUUAAAUAAUAGGUCAGUAUUACUUUGAGGAUACAUUUUCUUUGUGGCUGUAUAAUGUUCUCGCCUGAAUCCAAGUAAUUCUCAAAUAGCGUCUUGUUGGGAUGGGAUCUUGCAUGCAAGGACAUGGAGAUCUUACUUUCAAAUAUGAGAUCUCUGCACUUUUUCUACAAUGAGCUAGAGACACGGUCUUAAUCCCACUUUGAGGGCCUCUGAAUAAUCUUAAUAAAAUAGAAUAAAGGCUACAGUUCUCACAAGUGUAAAAAUGUUUAUUCUGGUCAUUUAUGUUCCUUGGUUUUAUCUUUUAAAGCAGCAGUUGUGUGUAAAGGCUUUUAAAUAGAAAUGUUUCUGUGAAGAAAUGUCCAAGCUUUUAUGCAGAGUUCUGUGCUCCAUCAUCAGGAAGCCUUUAUUUUUUAAGGGAGGGGGGUUAAUUCAGGUCUUCAAAGACAAGCAGAGUCCAGAUAGUGUUGAAUUUGUGAGGCAUUUCAAUGAGCAAUUGUGUUCUGUCCAAAAGGAGUUCUCUGUAGCACAAUGGCUUGUGUUUUAACAGUGCAUCAAAUCUCAUUAGCUUCAAAAAUUAUUUGGAACUCAGGAAAACUUUCUUUCCUUUGAAGACAGCUUUUCUUCUGCUAACUGAAAAGGUGCAUAUAAUAGUUCAGACAAUAACCUAGGAUGGUAAAAUAGUCUCAUAGCACGAAUACCUUUUAAAAGUUGGCCAGAGUUAAAAGCUUUAAAAAAUUUAGUACUUAAUAUAACUACUUACCUGACCAAUAACACAUUUUUAUUGAAAAACUAAAAAACUUAUUUAAAUUGUUUUCCAGGACUUAUUAAUGUAUCUGUGGCUGAAGUUGCAUCCUCUGCUUGACAUGAGAGAUGGAACAAUUCAAUAAUACCCAGUUACUGGGCAAAAAUCCUUAGUAUGAAUAACAAAAAGAGCCAGUGUAGUGUAGUGUAGUGGUUAGGGUGUUAGACUAGGACCUGGGAGGCCAGGUUUCAGAUCCCUGGUUGGUCAUGAAACUCACUGGGUGACCUUUGACCAGUCACUGUCUCUCAGCACAGGGUGGUUGUGGGAAUAAAAUUGGGAGAGCAAGAACCAUGUUCGCUGCCUUGAACUCCUUGGAGGAAAGGUGGGGUAUAAAUGUAAUAAAAUAGGGGGAGGGGAAAUAAACUUAAUAAUUCUGGGAAUGCCAAAUAUGGAUGGAGCCAUGACCAAAUCCUUAUACCUGGGAUUGCAAUGCUGGGUAGUAGAGCUGGACUAAAUACAAAAACUAAAUGGAAUUCAUGUUGCUUACCUUGCAAUUUGUCAAAUAUCUUAAGUAAUACUCAGUUUUUUCCUAGGUUACUGCCAUUGAACCCAUAAUUAACCAUGGAGGAGCCAGCUUGACAACGCAGCACUUGCACCAGAGUCUCAGGUGGCUGUUCGGUGUGGCUGCUGUGGUUACAGAUGUUGGGCAUGUCCUCCUGAUUGAUCUAUGUCUGGAUGACUUAUCAUGUAGCCAGAAUGAAAUAGAGGCAUCUGGUAAAUUCAAUUAAUAUUUCCUUGUAAUAUUGCUUGAUUAUUGAAAAACAAGAGUUAAGUUUCCUAGAUAGUGACCUGAUUUUCACACAAUCCAUGGUAUGUCCAGCCAAAGCAGUUACUUUGAAUGUCCGAAUUCAGCCAAUCAAUCUAAAUAUAGUUGGUUUUCUGGCACCAAAUUGUGAUGUUAAGUUAUGUUUUGUUGUUGGCUUGCAAACCAUGAAUUAUUUAUACCAUAAUUUUGUAUAAUAUCCAGAUCCAGCAAUCUUGCUUAACUUUCAUUUGUUUGGCGAUCUUGCUCCAGAUGUUUGCCAAGCUGCAGAGACACUGGGGGUGGAGGGAGCCAAGCUUUGGAGAAGCAAUACAUGACUAGUUUUUUAAUAUGUGAGAUGACUUUUGGAUUGCUUAAAUAAUGGUUAAAACAUACCAUGCCUUAGCAUCUGAUCACAAUGUGUGUGCCAUUUCACAUAUUUUAGUAAAUACAAAUUCCAGCGAUAAGUGGGCUAGGAAGUACAGUAUGCCUGUAUUGCUGGAGUUCAGUCUCUGCUGAUCUACAAUAGGAUGGCUGGCUUUGAUCUGUCAACCUAUUAAGUGCAUAUCCUUUUGGGCUAUAGAAAACCUGAGGUUUUGGUAAUUUCACUGUAGUUGCCAUAGAUGGUGGGGCAGAACAGUAGGUUCACUGUAUCAGUUCUCUAGGCUGGAUGUUUGGACGAAUGGAUUUAGGCUUUCAGUUUUGUCUGCAGUAGAAUAGUCAAGUCAGACUACGACUGACUUGAAGUUCAUCUAAAGCAUGUAUAACCUUUGUUGGCACUGAAAGCACCUGGGAAUCUUCUUUUGCAUUCAUGGGGAGGAGUUGCCACAAAUUUUGUUUGGCUUACUAAGCAAAACACUUUUUGCUGCUGCUGAAACCUCUGCCAAAAUUAGGGGACACAAUACAGUGACCUCCUUGUUUUUUCAAGAACCUAGCUAAAAGGACAAAGUUCAUUUUGGGAUUGUUAUAUUGUGAACCUUCAGUUUGUGGUAUGUGCUUAUUCAGAUAUUGGAGUAGGAAACAGUGUAUUGAUUGAUGUGACAAAUUAUCAAAAACUGACCGUAUAUUAAGAAAAACUAACUAGAGGUGUGCAUCCAGAGUUAGACUAUAUAUAAUAAUGGCUGGAUCUUCAAUUUGAAAUAUAUGGAAAAACAAAUGAACUAAUGAAUAAAUGCAGUUCUGCCAAAUGAAAAACAAAAUAAAUAAUACAGUAAGAAUGAAAACUAAUGGGAUAAGAAACUUUUUACAUGUACAUUCCUCAAUUGAACUGUGUAGUGGCUGCUUGACACUUUGAACCAACAUUUUAAGGGCUAGCUACUUUAAAGCAUGGCUUUGUGUUUGUGUUGCAUGCUUUCAUAUACAGAUCUAGAAGUCAUCACUGGAAUCCCUCCUGAAAUCCCCCAAAUAAGGGAAGCUAUAACAAGAAAAGGUCGCCAUCUUUGUUUCCAGUUAUUGAACCCAUCAGGAACUCCUGUGACUACUCUUUCAUACAUACACAGGAGCAACCAGUUAGUUGUGGGGUUUUCUGAUGGAUAUCUCUCACUGUGGAAUAUGAAAAGUUUGAAGAAAGAGUGAGUAUAUGUAUCUGAAAAGUAUUGGAAUAUGGAAUAAAAGUACAUCAGUUAGAUGCAUAUUCAAUACAAAACAAAAAGCGGUUAAAUUACUAAAUGCACAACAAUCUACGGAUUUACACAGUUUUAUCCACCUACCUUUCUCCUCUACCCAUUUAGAUACCACUCCCAGUUAGAAGGCGGUAGAAUUCCUGUGUACACUGUUACUUUUCAAGAACCUGAAAAUGAUCCUCGCAAUUGUUGUUACUUGUGGGCUGUUCAGUCAACACAAGAAAGGUAGGUAUAGGCAUACUGACAAAUUUAGAAAAUAGUAGCUGGCUAUUGUCAAGAUAAUAAAUUGUCUUAACUUGUUUUGCUUGCAUGGUUUUGCUUAUUCCUGCACGGUCAAUCUUGUUCUACGUUCUAGUACCUAAUCUUCUGGUCAGAAUGAAAUCAUUUACCAAAGCCUUCUGUAGCAAGUGUAAGGAACUUUUAAUGCUUGAGAGCUGCAUUGUCUCUUGACCCAACCAUCUGGGGGGCUGCUUGCCAACAGUAAAAAGGUACCCCUGCCCGUACGGGCCAGUCGUGUCCGACUCUAGGGUUGUGUGCUCAUCUCGCUCUAGAGGCCGUGAGCCGGCGCCGUCCAAAGACACUUCUGGGUCACGUGGCCAGCGUGACGAAGCUGCAGCUGGCGAGCCAGCACCAGCGCAGCACACGGAAACGCCGUUUACCUUCCCGCUAUAAAGCGGUACCUAUUUAUCUACUUGCACUUAAGAGUGCUUUCGAACUGCUAGGUGGGCAGGAGCUGGGAUCGAACGACGGGAGCUCACCCCGCCGCGGGGAUUCGAACCGCCGACCAUACGAUCGGCAAGUCCUAGGCACUGAGGUUUUACCCACAGCGCCACCCGCGUCCCGUCUUGCCAACAGUAACAGAGGCCAAAAUAAGAGUGAGUGUGAUAAUCUCACUCUCCUGCAAUCAAGAGCUCACAUAGUACAGAUUCUCACUGCUUCCUUCUCCAAGCUUUUAAAAAGUGGGAUGGUCUUUAUGGAGACUACAGCAGGAAAGGGAAGAGUUAACCCUUCCAUUUGCACCAGUAAAAAGCUGUUUUCAAAGUUAGUUGCAGUAUUGGGGGCUGUUUUUGCCAGGUGGUCACAGUACACAGAGGGGUUAAACCCACCCCUAGCUAUGAGAUAGACCCCCAUGUCACAGUUAGGCUUGAAAAAACAUUUGUAUGGCUUCAGGGGUUGUAGCCAGCUCCACAGGUCUCUGUUCCCCACCCAUGUUCUGUAAUAACUAUUUUCAAAGCAGAAGUAAAUUGAAAUACAAGUCCAGAAUUAAGGUCUUGGUAAGAAAAGCUAGGGAACUUCCAUGGUAAGAUUCAUUUGUUGACUUCUGCCUGUGAAAUAUGAUAAAAUAAUUUGAUGGUGAUUGAAAGGAAUAAUUAUUUUAGAAACUGGAUUUAAAAUGAUUAGCUAUAUCUGUGAAUCUUGCAGAAAAUAUUUAGAAGCAUUUAAUAAAGAAUGAUUCAUCAUAGCUACUGAGAACCUGUAUACUAGGAAAGUUGGAUUUGUUACAAAUAGAACACUACAGUCUUUGUGGAAUGUUUUAGGCACUAUUUUAGAUUUUAAGUGUUCCAGUGAUAAUAUGCCUGAUUCUUGAUUGCUAUGGGGAUGUAAAAGUGCCUGCAGAUCUCUCUUGCAUGCAAGGGUUUUCCAUCAAUUCAGUGGAAUGAAUCUAUGUGAUUAACGAAAUGUCCGUACAGAUUAGACAGGACUAUUUCUAUGCACAUGUCACAGAGGCCAUGCCAAUAUAGGCAUGUCACGAGCAAACUAGAAGGCUAUGGUUUGACAGUUAACAAAUUCUGUUAAAGCUUACUAAAGUUUACUGUGAUAAAAAAAGGUUUAUUUUCAGGUUGGUUAUGGUUAUAUAACAGUACUUAGUUGGUUACAUAACAAUACUUAGUUUAAUAACUUGCUUACAAAUGGUUCUGUUGCUUUAAAGAGGUGUCUGUAGACUUGCUGUUGUUUCUACCUCUGUACUAAACCACUAUCCAAUUACCUCUACUCCAUUUAAACUGCAGGUUGUUUUAGAGGACUUUUAAAAUUUGUCUAAUCAGAGUUCUCUUUGCUACAGUUGCACAACAAAGUUUUUCAGAAGUUUUUCUGGUCAGAGACUUGGCAUUUCUUCUGGUUUAAAGCAUAACGUUAAGAAGUAUUUAUUAUAUAGCAGCUGUGUUUUAAAAUAUUCUAUAGUAACUAUAUUAAGUAGUAUUACCUGACAAAUAACAAAGGUGCCUAGGUUUUAUACUAAACUCUUAACUUGUUUCUUUCUAGUGAAGGGGAUAUUGUUAGUUUACAUCUACUGCAGUUGGCUUUCAGUGACAGAAGGCGUUUGGCAUCAGGACAAAUCAUGUAUGAGGUAAAGUAUUUGUAUAUACUAAAAUUCAAUACUGCUUUACUUGAACUGGUGUUCUCUAAAACUACAACUGGGUUCUAAAUAUGUAGUCCACCUGUAAUCUUGCUAAUAGGGAAUACUUUAGAUUUUAAGAUUUUACUCCAUUCAUCUCAGAGAUUAGAUAGUAUUUAUUACUGUGCUACAGAUGUACAAAUAUGUAGAGAUGUCCGAAUGGCACUGAUAAAAUUGAUGUAAUCAGUUUAGUUUCAGAGAGAGAGAGAGAGAUGUAUGUGUGUUUCAGAAGACAUUUCCUCAGCUUUUAAUUCUUAAAUGUUCACUACAUUUGCUCUUUAUUAAUCCAAUUAACAAAUCUGGAGUGUGCUUGUAUCACUGAGUUUGCAUUCUUAAAAAAUGAAAUGAUAAAAUGAAACUUGUAUGCACAAUAAUAUAAUGCAAUUGGCUUUAAAAUAGGUGUAAUUUAGCUUUCUUUCCUGCCACCCAUUGUCAGUGCUCCUGGCAUUGAAUCUAUAAGAAGCCAAAUAUGUGGCAAAUAAUCCUUAGGAUACUACCUGAAGGUGUAUGUAGUCAGUUAGACUACAUGAAAUGGAGCUCAUGGCACUAGCCAAAGACUUUUCUUUUGGUGAACAGCUUCCAGACUUGAGGCACCUGUGAAGAACAAACACGUGGAAGCAGUUUCAGUGAUCUCUUUAUAGUGAUUUGAAUUGUCUGUAACAAUGCUUCAUAUAAAUGAUCAACUUGUCCUGCAUUCAAAAGUCAUUACUUCUAUUCUAAUUUGUUUGAGGCUCAGGUACUGUCAUAAAAAGCCAAAACAAAUUCCUGGAUUUAUCUACUUGUGUUUUGAGCAGGUAUUUUUAUUGCCUGUCACUCACUGAUUGUAUGAGUUCUGGGUUUUGUUUUUUAACAGUGCCCCAAGCGUUCUGGCUAGCUUAAAAAGAACUUUCAUGCUUGUGUUUUAUUUCUUCCCCCGGGCUUAAUUCCUCAGAUGCUUCCUAGUUUGUCAUGUGCUUCGACAUCCUGUCAUUAUAAAGUGAUUUUUUUCUUGGGUUUGCAUCUUUUAAUAUUGCUUUAAUUUAAACAUAAUACUGUUAUAUUCAUAUACUACAGCUCAAGCACAGUUUGCCUAACAAAUUGACAUGAAUUCAUAUGGUCUGUUGAAACCUCACAGAAAGGUCUAACUUUGAUUAAGUAUUGCUUCAGACUUGACACCUCUAAGAAUAUAUAACAAAUUUCACUGAGUGAAAUUCCGGUGUUGUUCAUACUAAGAAUACUAGGAAUAGACCCUAUUUAUUUCAGUGGGUGGAUUCUGAAUGACUAAUAUUGGCUGUCACAAACUGUUUCUAUUUCAUGGAAUGCUGCAGUGUGUACCUUUAUUAUAACAGGUAUGUUUUACAGGAUAUGAGAACUUAUACAAACAGAGCUCCACUCUCUGAGACAGGAUAUUUUUGUCCCUAAAGCAACUCUGAACAUCAACUUUUUAUUUAAAAUACCCACAUAGGAUAGCUUUCCUGGAUAACUUUUUCAUUGUUGAAAUGCUCCUGCAGGCUAUUCUCAUAAUUAAAUAUGCUUCUUGUGCUUGGUGGAACCAGUUUUGUCUUUGACAUCCUUUCAAAAAAUGUGAAAAUUGUCAACAUGUAUAACCGAAGCAAAAAGACUGCUACUGGCAUCAGUCUUUCCCUCCUUUUUGUGCACUUUACCUUAUAUUACCCUCACUCUUCUGUGUCAUAAUUGGGAUAUUAAUUUUAAGCAUUCCUUUUUUAUUAAAGCAGAAUUUCUUAAUAUCUUGCUAACCUGUAGACUGCACAUUGUCUUAAUGUGAUUACUUCCCUCCCCCUCAGGGUUUAGAAUACUGUGAAGAAAGGUACAGCCUAGACCUCACAGGUGGAGUUUUCUCUUUAAGAGGGCAGACUAGCAACACCAAAUUGAUCGGUUGUCAAACAGUAGAGAAAUUUCGAAGCCAUGUUGACAGAGAAGAUGGUAUUAAUGAAGGUUGGUACAGCAAGUAUUAAAAAACUUACCAUUAGAACUAAGAAUGAGAACAUGCUGUGUAAAAACCUCCUAAUUCUGCAUUGAGUAUUCUGUGAUAAAUAACAUUUUGGUUAAUAAUUUCAGUGCUGUAUCAACAAAUAAUGAUAAAGUAAAGGUUUCUUAACUGCUGCUCUUCAGAUGUAUUUGUGUAAUUGGUAGCUUCCAGCACUUUUAUAGCAGUACCAUCUCUUUCUGCCUCCUAGUCAUAUCACCUGAUACAAGUGUAUCAAUCUUCAGCUGGCAAGUAAACACAUAUGGUCAAGGCAAUCCAUCUACCUAUUUAGGUAUAUUUGACAUAAAUCGCUGGUAUCAUGCUCAAAUGCCAGAUUCAUUAAGGUAAGAAAUGACAGCUUCUCUUCAUAGAUUUUCAGAAAUAAUAUCUAGUAUGUUAACAGCUUGUCUAACUAUUUUUUUGGUCUGCUUUCUCAAGGCCUGGGGAAUUUCUACACAAUUGCCCCUAUUUUGCAUUAUGGUCCCUGGAUGCUGUAGUGAGCAUGACUUCUCCACAUCACAUUCUGGAUGUCUUGGUACAUGAGCGAAGCUUAAGUCGUGGUGUACCUCCUUCGUAUCCUCCACCUGAACAAUUUUUUAACCCAAGCACCUACAACUUUGGUAUGUGUACCAUCAAUUACUUCUACAGGAACAUGUUCAGUAAGACAUUCAAAGAUGAAAUUUGUAUUCUGUGUAUCAUUUCUAGCAUUUAGGACUGCUACUACUUGAAGGGAAUGUCUAGAUGAUUUGUUAGGCAAAAAAUGCACAGCCCUUGCUCUAUUGCAGGCGGUCCAAAUGUCAGUUUGAGGGGAAAGCAUUUUUUCUUCAUUUCGUUUUUGGUAUUUUUAAGGUAGAAAAAUCCAGUUCUUUACCCAGCUAACAACACAUUGCUGCACUUUCAUAUGGAAUUGGUUGUUCUUGUGUCACAGGGAACUUAUUGGUUGUUACCAAUAAUAUCAUUGGUGGAAAAAGUGAACUCUUCUAUAUAGUGGCUGUAUAACUUAUGUGUUUUUAUAUUGUGAACUGCACUAGUAUUUUAUACCUUUCCCUGCACUAUUUUAGAAAAGGCAUUCAUGUAGUCUGUAUGUAGGCAAAUGGGAGAAGUGAGAUAGUUGAACAUGCAAUCAGACUUAAGGAGGGGCCUUACUGAACAUGAGCUGUGCCUGCCUCUGUUCUGCAUAUAAUAAGCAGAGGUCCUUAUGUAGUUGAGCACUUCUGCUCCAAAGUUCGACACCCUUUCAGUCUCUCACCCAGCAUGUAGGCUGCAAGCACAUCUGCACAUUUCUAACAAAUCUUUCUACAAAAUAGUUAAUCUGUAUUGCUCUGGGUCUCUUGCACAAUUGGUGUCAUAAAUCGUAUCUAGAGAAAAGCUUGGAAGUUUUCAGAAUAGGAAGCAAAUAAGGAACUUGUCAUACUUUCAGCUAAUUGAGCAUUAUACCUAUUUAAUGUUGCUGGUAGCAAUAUAAUCUAAUGAAAUUCUCUAUUCUUUAGAUGCCACUUGUUUGCUGAACACUGGGGUUGUUCAUGUCACUUGCACAGGAUUUCAAAAGGAUGUAAGUUUUAAUUCUCUGUUGCUCUCAUUAUGAUGUUUUCAUGUUCACAUUUUUACUAAUUUUGGCAGCCGUCAGCAUAUAACAUUUGGUAGAAGUUCUACCAUGGCAGUUUUAUUCUAAUGUGUCUGAGAAUGUUCACCGAAAGCAAGCAAAGGCCUUCCCAAUCAAAAGUCAGAUUGUGAUUACCUGAUCGUACUAUACACUUUUAUCAGAAGCAUUCAAUUCUGCACUUAGUAAUGACUUGGAAUGAAGGUCAGUGAACUGAAACUGAAUCGUGAGAAGGCAGUGUAUGUAGGUAGCUCUCAUCUCUCAGUAACUGGUAUUCAGGCAGGUUUUUUUCUUCCCCUUAAAGACCAGAUACACAGUUGAUACUAGUUAGUGGAAAAAUCCAGCUAGUACAGCUAGGGUGGGCCAUAUUAUACCUGUUGUGAAAGAAUUUUAGUGGUUGCCUAUUCAGCUCUGGGUCCAAUUUAAAGGCUGGUCCUUACCUUCAAAACCCUAAAUAGGGACCCAGACACCUGAGGAGAGUGCCUCUUUCCAUACCAGCCUGCUCAUGACUUAAGACUGACCUGUUUGCCCAGGCAUUUUAAAUAGAAUUUUAGUUGAAACUGCCUUUUGUUGUUUAGCUUUAUGCGUUUAGCCCGAAUUUUUAAAAAGAAAUGCUGUACUGUAUUUAUAUGUUUUGUGAAUUUUCAUACUUCUGCACACUGCCCCUGGAAGAUGAUGGGUAGAUGAAUAACAGAAUGCAUAAGAGUGCUUUAUGCAGAAGAGGCAAGCAGUCCUGCUUCGUAAUAGGGUUUUCAAGGUUAUUCAAGGAGACCCUCCACUGUGAAAGUUUAUGUAAGUUGUAGGUGGAAUAGAAAACAAGUACCCUGUGUCUAUGUGUACUCAGAGUGCUUUCCAUGCAUGCACAAGGUUCUUUGGAUUCCAGUCCCCAGGUAGUUCUAGUUGUAUCCAGUAUAUCUCUAACAACAGUAGUACAUAGGCUCAACAGUGAGCAACACCCUGAGUACGGACCAAUUAAAUGUCCAUGAAUCUCUAUGGAGUGCUGCCAAAAUGGUACUCAAGAGCAGUAACACACAAAAAGUCCACAGAAGUUCCUGGCUCCAAGAUUCUUAUUAGCCUUCCUAUCCACAGAAAGAAAACAAUGAAUUCUAUAAAUCUUCCCUUUAUGGUUAUAGGAAAAAGUGAUAAGUAUAACUACUACUCAUCAGCCUUUGUUUUGGCAGGGAGUGUUUAAUCUUUUUUAUGACUUGUGUUUUGCAGUUUACUGCUGACAGCUUAAUUUUUGCUGUCUUAAUAAAUAGUGUUUUGUUAUUUACAGACAUUGCAUUUCUUAAAAAAAUUUGGUGGUUCCUUAAAUGAAGCCAUUCCUGAUAGUUAUAACAGAUGUCUUGUCGCUGGCUUGCUUUCUCCAAGAUUUAUCGAUGUACAGCCUUCAAGUCUGAGCCAGGUGUGUCCAUGACAAAUACGGAAAAGAAAAUGUAGUGUUUUCACAAUGCCUCUCUUUUUAAACACCCAAAUCUAGUUAAAUUCAGAUAUUGUUCCUGAUCUAGGCAUGCAUGAAAGUAGGCUUAAAUGUGUGCACUCAGGACUCAUUUUAAUUGACUGUCUGGAUCAUUUGGUGAUGCACAUCCUUGUCUGACCAGUACAGUGGUACCUCGGGUUAAGUACUUAAUUCGUUCAGGAGGUCCGUUCUUAACCUGAAACUGUUCUUAACCUGAAGCACCACUUUAGCUUAUGGGGCCUCCCGCUGCUGCUGCACCGCCAGAGCACGAUUUCUGUUCUCAUCCUGAAGCAAAGUUCUUAACCCGAGGUACUGUAACCUGAAGCAUAUGUAACCUGAAGCAUAUGUAACCCAAAGUACCACUGUAUUAUAUAGUAUUCAUGACUUUAACAUCUGCAUAAAAACUUUAUAAAUGGGGCCCUGCCACAAAAUGUUAUGGAGGGAAGCACUUAAUUUCCAGAUUCCAGAUUUCUCCAUUCAUAUCUAUGGGCUAGAGACACAUUUUCAAAUAGCUUUUCGGUGUAAACCAAGAACUGACCUAUCCAGACACUGUGAGGAUCCUUUUGAUAUCUGUUUUUCUCCCUUUUUCAUCUUUUCCCAGUCAAAUUUCUCCAUUCUAGGGGUCCUUUACCUUUACCCGUACCUGUACCUGCUAUAAGCAUGAGAAUACUUGAAUCAGCAUUAGGAGUGAUCAAUGCAUUUUUAUUACUAUUUUGUUUUAGGAAGAGCAAUUUGAAGCUGUAUUGUCAGCUGCUAUCCAAACUAGUUCCUUAGGACUUCUCACUAGCUUCAUCAAACAGUGGACCUCUGAAGGUAAAUAAAGCCUUACAAUUUGAUUAAAAUUUCCUCUAGCACGUAAAACCUAUUAUCAUAACUUCUGCUUUUUUCUUUCUUUCUUUCUAAGAGCAACCAGAUUCUGCCCCUAAUUUGCGCUUUGUUCUUGAAUGGACAUGGAAUAAAGUGGUUAGCACUAAGGAAGACUUUGUUCGAUUAUGUAAGUAGUAUGAUUUGGUGGUAUGAAAGUUUCUGUUGAGCAUAUUUAGUAAAUGGGCUGGGUUACUUGUUCAUCUAGUGAUAAGGGAAAGCAUGCUUAAACUCACUUAAACUAAUAUUGUCAUAAUUUUUGUCUUUGUUUUAAAAGGUGUCCCACUAUUUGAUGGGUCAUCUAACUUUAUUGGUCCACAAACUCUACAGUCUUUGCAGCACUGCGAGUUACUUCUUAGCAACCUUAGUACUGUUUUGAGCUGUUUUGUAAUGGAAGCACAAGAACUCACAGAAAAAGGUGUGUAAAUGAGAUCCAAUCUAAGGUGCACAUUUUAUGUAACUUUCUAAUGAAUAUGAAUGUUAUUCCCCCCCCCCUCCUGUAAGGCAGUUUAUGUAUGUGUAUUUACAGCUAUUUUAAAUUUCAUCUCCUUGGUGAAGAGAGAGGGCCUCUAUUUUUAAAUUUUAUUUUAAUAAUAAUAACUGGUGUCUGAUUGCAAAAUCAUAGGAUGUUUAUACCAAAAAGAUUAAAGGAAAGCUUUUUCAGAAUUUCUAGACUUUUAAUUCUGGGUCUUGAACUUCUAAUACAGUUGGCUUGGUAUCUUUUUAUGGCUGUAUUUGGGAUGGGAGUAGUAUGUUUUAAAAUCAGUCUGGAGGAAAGUAGAGCCAGAAUUGACGACUCUGUUCACCAAGAUGCGAGAAGGAAUGCAUACCCAAGUAGACUGUUAAUCUACCAAGUAGAUAGACGAUGACAGUUUGUCAUAGUGACAGUUUACCAGUGAAUGAUCUGCUGUGAUCUAUCAGUGCUUUCAAAAGGAUGCAUUAUGCGUAAAAGCUGACACAACUUUGCUGCUUUAUUUUCAGGCAUUACAGAUCUGACAAAUAAGCAGGUUGUGACCAGUCUCCUUUCACUGUAUGUGCAAGUGGUCAUCUGGUUCUGUCGAUCCAGCCUUCUUCCAGAAAGUUUAGGUAAGCCUUUAAAAAUUGUAUUUCAGUUCUCGGACACAACUCAGUUGCAUCAAAAUAACCUGAAACAUGAACAAGCGUAUCUUUAAUUCUAAUCCCAUUGGCUAAAAUUUGACUAAUACAGCAUUUCUAUUUUUCAGUGAUUUGAGUAGCGAAGUGGCUUGCAAAGGUAGUUUUCAAAAAAAUGUGGUAACACUGGUAGUUUCUCUGCUUCGGUGGAGUUCAACUGUUUUCAACAACAACAACAUUUUAUUAUUUAUACCUUGCCCAUCUGACUGGGUUUCCCCAGUCACUCUGGGCGGUUCCCAACAGAAUAUUAAAAAUAGAAUCGAACAUAAAAACUUUCCUAAACAGGGCUGCCUUCAGAUGUCUUCUAAAAAUCAGAUAAUCGUUUAUUUCCUUGACAUCUGAUGAGAGAGCGUCCCACAGGGUGGGUGCCGCUACCGAGAAGUCCCUCUGCCUAGUUCCCUGUAACCUUACUUCUCACAGUGAGGGAACUGCCAGAAGGCCUUCGGCACUGGACCUCAGUAAAAUGCAGAUAUGAUCAUUUCUGUGUGUUCUGUUUUUACUUGUUUUCAUUUAACAAUGUUUUUAAAAUGAGCAUUUCUCUCUUGUUGGUAGAUGAAGAUAUGCAGUUGUCAAAACCAUUCUAUAAUUACCAACAUAUACAACAUUUUUAUGCUGGGUGUCGUCAGAAGCUGGAACGUUUAUCAAGGUAAUCUCUUAGUAAACGAAGUUUCAAAUUACGUCAUAGCCUAUGGGUUUUCAUUAACACGGAGAUAAGCACCAAGGUGUAGGCAAGAUUGCUUAAGGGACUUGCUUGCACUUCAAAAAUUGCAAAACGUUUGCCUAUGGACACUCAUUGUUUGCAAAAUACUUAUAUAAACAUUCCUUCUACAAGCACUAUAACUGCAGUUUUUGUUCUUCCCUUCUCUUAUAUUGUCGAACUGUAAGCUGUUCUGUCAGGAUCUGUUGUAGCAUGUAAUCAAAAACUAUGCCUAAUAAAAUCCAGCUGCUUCCUAUAUUCAGGAAAGCUUAAAUUGGUUUUAGUGGCUUUACAGAAGGAACAUCUACAGUCAGAGUGAGGAGCCUCAGGCCAGGGGACCAAAUACAUUCCUCCACUGUGUAUGACGCUUGGGACUCUUCCUAGCCACAUGCCCUCUCCCAAGCUAUAGCCUUCCCUGACCCUGAUUCAAAUGCCACUUGAAUGUUCUCUUUGACUGAAACGUGUCCUUGAACUCUGAGGAUACCUAUUGCUUGCCUAGAUGGAUGAAUAGGGUAUGUGUCUGUUUGUGCAUAGAAACUAGGCUACUUUACUAAGGUAAAAUUAGCAUUCAUUCUCCCACCCACUUUUCCCUCUGGUCCCACCCACCACUGACAUGCAGCUCCCAGAAGGUUAUACAGAAGGGAAUGUCACUGUCAGGCUGAAAGGUUUCCUACAGAGAUCCCUGUUCCAAUGAAUUCAAGUUUUCAAAUUUUGUUACAGAUUUCUUGCUCUCUGAGAGAGAAAUCUAAAUUGCACAGUCAUUUAAUAGAAAUGGUAAAUAUGCUUUCAACAUCUGGGAAAUAAGUUUUUUUAAAAGAACACAACUUUUUUUAUUUGUAGAGGCAAAUGGAACCCUGAUUGUUUGAUGAUUGAUGGAUUGAUUUCCCAGUUAGGCCAUUCCGUAGUGAAGUUGUGGCAGAGAGAUGAUGGAGGAACAGGAAAAUACCCUCCUCCUACAUUGCAUGUAAGUAUGAUUGGUGAAGAUUUUCUAAUAUUUUAACAAAUGGAAUACUGUACUUGACUCAGUGUGUUCUGCAUUAUAGGCACUACUUGAUCUCUACUUGUUGGAAAAUAUUGAAGAUCUCUACAAGCAUGCAACUGUAUCCUUUCAAAGACUUAAAUAUAACGUUGUCUUUAAAAUACAUCAUACAGAGAAUAGCCUUUUAUUGGCAAUUCAUGAAUGUGUAGAAUUUAAGGGGUAUGGGGUGUGAUGAAGAAAACGUAAGAUGUCCAAAAGCACGGAAUUGCAAAAAAGAGCAGUAUCUGCCAUCUCAUGGACUUAGAGAAUAGCAACCUGAGGACUGUGCUACAAUGUGAAGAACAGAACCGCCAGUCCUGUCACCUGUGCAUGUAUUGCACACCAUAACCAAGGAUCUCAAAUUACUAAACUAAAUCAUUAUUUAAAAGCUUCACAGUUUUAGCUUUUUCUACUCCCCCCAUAUAAAUUAAUUGUAUAUAUUAUUUUUGGGACCUCAUAAUUUUCACAUAAGCAUAAUCUGUUUCUUGAAAUAUAACCUUUUUACAUAAACUGGUUCGAUUCUUAUUGGAAUAACAUUGAGUUGAUUCUCUUCCCCCACCCCACCCCCAGCUUUUUAUGUUGGACACUUUACUCUGCAUUUCUCUUACUCUGGUCAGAAACCCUCAGAUCUCCCAGACCUCAGUCUGAACCCCAGAGGAAUUUAUAAAGCAAGCAUGACAUCUUGCUGUGCUGCAAGUGUAGCUCCUUUUAAGUCUUUCUGAGGCUCAGUUCUUUGUUUAGGGGGGAGGUGCAAGUGUUUGUCUUUGUAGUUUCUUUUUAAGAAUAAUUUUUUAUUAACCGACCAAUCACAUCAAAUCAAACCAAAUUACAUAAAUUCCAAAUUACACAGCCGAAUUUUAAAUUUUUGUUGGGGGUACCCAUAUUUCAAGUUCCGAAGGGAUCCAAUCAACUUCUUGCUUCUUACUGCUGUUUUAAUGUCCACAAAUCUAACCUUAUGAUGUUCACAGUACUAUCCAGUCCUUUCUUAUUAUUUUUCCACAUCUCUUGUUGUUAUUUUCAUAUAUUUUUCCUUUCUCUUUGUGACCUCUGAUAGUCUCCGCAAGCUGGUUAGAACAGUUUGUAAUCCUGCGUGGAUAUUUUUUUUUAAUCCAGUAGCCAUAUCCAGACGUUUUCCAUAUAACAUCACUUCCAUACAUCAAAACAGUCUUAGCGUCAUUAAUCUUCACCAAUCUGCCUCCUUUCUCAAAACCUCUGAGGAGAUUCACUAGGAAUGCAAUCUGAAAACAAAUCCGUUCUUCCUCCCGGCUAUAAAUCCUUUGGCAAGAUGGCGACUCCGAAUUAAUUGCUGCGCCAUUCCCAAAAGCUCUUAUUGCUUCUCGGUCUCCAUAAAGCAUACUUUUGGUUAAAGUUUAUCUCCACACAGACCUUAAUCAUCCUGCUUGGGUCAGUUCAACCGACAAUUCUAAUGAGGAGGGGUUCUUGUAAAUCACAUAGAAGGAAAGUAAAAAAGGUCGUCCCCCCCUUCAGCCCUGUUGUCAACAUACCCCGCCUUUGGUGUAUCUUCAUCGUAAAAUAUUCCUGUUUCUCCAGCCCGUCGUCUUCUUUCGCAGAGGUCACUUAAAUUAGCAGACUUCACUCCCCUUCUUCACUUGAAAUAUGUGCAUUUGCUUCUUUUGUAAUUAAUUAUUCCAAAUUGCUGCAACUAGUGCGCGAUCAGAGACAGCGUCCAGGAGAGCCGAUGUCCACACGGGGGCAUUCUGCCUAGGGCCCUCACCCCCUUCUUUCAGAAUUAGGGGUGAUUUAUGGGCACAGCAGGCAAGGGCAGUGUUCCCCAUUUCCUUGGGGCAACAAGGGAGGCUGCCUACUCCCAUAACAGCCUCUUAAUUACCCCGUGUGGGUCGGAGAGAUGGUAUUGUCGGCCAUCUUCCAAUGCGCCCCCUAGUGGCCCCCCCAUUUGUAGUUUCACUUGGCUGCUAAUCCUCAGGACAGUGUCAUAGGCAAUAAAUAAGCUUAGUGACCUUGGUUGGUUGCAUCAACAAAUUUUGUUUGUCUAUCAAGGUGAUGCAAAAUGCACGGACCUCUAGUUGGACACUAUAUAAAAUUUAAAUAUUUGGUAAAACUCAUUGUUACAGGCAGCAUCCUAAUUCUUUAGCUAUCUCUUAAUUUUUUUGCUUCAUACACAAAGUUAAGGUUUGUCAGCUACCUAUGUUAAGCAUUGCUUAAUUCUAGCAUUUUUCUCCAUUGUAAUGCAAGUUCUUGCUGUUAAAUAAUUGCUGCAUUCCAAAAAAAACUGUGGGAUAUUUGUAUAUGUUAAAUAAUAUUGUUUUGCAGCACUGUAUUCUCUCAGUCAGGAUGUCUGUUACAAAUCUACUUUACUUAAGCAUAAGGUUAUAGUUAUAUAGUUAAAAGAUGUGUAAGCAAAAUGAAAAUAACAGCUACUGCUGUUCCACAAGGGCUUUCAAUGGAACUCAUGCAGUUUUCUAAUAGGUUCCCUAGCAGUUUGCAUGCUUCAACUCAAAUAAGUGGCUGAGUAAACAAGAAUACAGUAUACUUGGACUUUGGUUGUUCUCAUGCAAAUCACCAACAUAAGAUAUUAAUUAUUGGAGACAAAAAAACAAAGGAAGAAGCUGCAGGAAAGAUGGUUUUAUGUUGUACAAUGUGUCUGUUCUAGCACGUCAUAGAAAACAAACUCAAAUAAUGAUUGCCCUUAAUAUUUAUAAUUAGACAAUUUAUUUACUAUUGGACAUCAUGCAUUCCUGUCCAAACAAGGCUGAUACUUCAGUGGGCUCCUUCCCAACCGCAUUUGCAAUUCCUAUAGGUCUGGUUAACUUAAUCCAAGGUUUUUGGUGUUUGGAUCACAGUGACUUUGAGGUGGGUAUAUAAAGUGAUAAUUCAUUGGUCUGUCUAGCUCAGUGGCAGUGGCUGUUCAGGAUUUCAGACGGGGUCUCUCACGGCCUUAGCUGGAGAUGUUGAGAAUUGAACCUGGGAACUUUUGCAUGCAAAGCAGAUAGUCUGACACUGAGCUAUGGCCCUUCUUCAGUUUAAUGGCAUACUAAUUGAAUAAAAUUAUAAUGCUUUCUAGAGCAAUGGUUUCUGUAUUAGCUCUCUAUUCAGGAUCAUAGUGGGCUGAUGCUGCCAGUAGCUUAUUGGCUUCACCAGUGUGGGACAUGACUAUUACCCUGGCAACAGUCCCUUCAGUGUAGAUGGGGAAAGAAUUAGAAAUCAUCUGGCUUUGAGCUUUCAGUUCUCAGCAUCACUGCACUAGCUAUACUAACACUAACACUAACUGACCUGCUUACAAUGUCUUGUUUCACUUGCUUUAGUGGGAGCACAACUAACUGGUGGCACUAUAGGACAGAUCAAGCUGUCCUAUAGAAUUGGUGUAUAUGUUGAAUUCCAUAAUUCCAUAAUUUCAUUUCAGUGUAGAAAACUGUUUAGUAGAAAAUAGAUUGAAAGUGCACAGGAGGUUUCUGAAUAUUGUCUUGGAUUCUUGCAGAAUUCUCUGACCUAUCUGUUUCAUCCAGCUACAAUCAAAUUGCCUUGGCAGCACAUAAGGAUAAUUCAGUUCUUGAUGUGUCAAGGAGAGCACAGGCGAGCCCUCCGAUACAUACAAACAAUGAAGCCAUCAUUGAUGAGCAACAGUGAAGUAACACUUCACCUUACUGUCUUGCUGUUUAACAGGUGAAAAAAGUGCAGCAUUUAUUACUACGUUUACUCUUUGUGAUAUCACUGUAUUCAAGAAGAAAAAUGUUUCCCAGUUGAUAAGAUACUAAUACUCAUUUUUAUGGUAUUGGCGUGCUUUUUAAAUAAAUAAAUAAAAUAAAUGCCAUGAUAGCAUGUAUUGGAUGAACACCUACAUCCUUGGCACAUCUGUAAUACUAGUUUUUAAUGUUUUUUAAUGCAAUUUUUCCUGUAGCAGAAAUAUCUGUCACAACAUUAAUCUACUUUUCAAAAAAUGAUUGCAGUUGUAUGGUGGAAGCUUGGAGUGUCCUGCGGCAGCAUUCUACUCGGUUAAAUGUAGAAGAUAUGCUUAAACAUGUAUACGAAACCUGUCAGGGGCUGGGACUGAUGGAAGAUUUGCUAAAGCUACCAUUCACAGAAACUGAACAGGUAAUCUUGGGGAUGAAUAACUUCUGAAAGUACAAUUCUACACCAAAAAGUGAUUGGAAAUCUCAUUGACACUACGUGCAUGUGUGUUUGCAUAAUUAGACCCUUAUUGCUCCAGAAAAGGAAGCUUAAUAUUCUAAAUCCUUUUUUCCCCUUAGGAGUGUCUGGAGAAGUUCUUGAGGACAAGCGCUGGUGUUAACAAUCAUGAGUUCCUCUUAGUUCAUCAUCUUCAGCGUGCCAACUACGUUCCUGCGCUACAGCUGAAUCAAUCACUGAAAGCUAAUCUCAUGGUAAGCCUUAAUAUUUUUUAAUUGAUUCCAUUUAUGAAAUGCUUCCCUUAAAAUCUCAGGUGGGUUGAGGAGUGGCAUGGAAUGGCUGGAAUUCUGAACCACAGCACUCCAUGCACAGCAUUUUAUUUCAGGUCCCAUUUAUUUAAAGUUAAUAGUGAUGGAAACACUGAACUAGGGAGGGCAUUCCGCAACCAGGGAACCACCACUGAAAAGGCCAUGUCACAGGUCAGCAUCAACUACCACCAAGGCCUCACGUGCCAAUUUUGGGGGCUGAAAUUUUUGAUAGGUACUUGGGUCCCAAGCCAUUUAGGGCUUUAUAUGCUAGUGCUAACACCUCAAAAUUGUUCUGGUAGCUCACUAAUCUCCAAUGCCAUGUUUUCGGGAUUGGUGUUAAGUGGUCUCUUCAGAGUGCCCUGCUUGCAGCUAUAUUCUGCACUAGCUGUAUCCUCCAGAUUGUCUUCAAGGACAGGCCCACAUAGAGUACAUUACAGUAGUGCAAUCAGGAGGUUACUAGAACAUAGACAACUGAGACCAGACUGUCUCAGUCCAUGAAUAUCGGUUGCUGGUGGACCAGCCUAAGCUUGAGCAUACUAGCCACAGAAGGCACUUGAGACUCCAUUGAGAAAUUUGAAUCCAAAUUACAAACCUGAUCCUUCAGUGGAGCAACUUAUCCAAGAACACAGGAUGUACACAUAUCUCGCAGACAUGGGAACCACCCACCCACAACACUUCCUCCUUAUCAGGACUGGUCCCCAUUCACUCCAUCAUUGUUUCCAGACACCUGACCAACACCUUCACAGCCUCUCCUGGUUCUGAUGGAAUGGAGAGAGAGAGUUGUGUGUCGUCAGCAUGCUGAUGACACCUUUCUCCAAAUCCACAGAGGACAGCUCUGAUCUAACUGGUCCCCCACCCCUGCAGAGGGGGUCAUUCACAGUUAAUACAAACCUCAUCAGGGUUUGUAUUACCAUAUUUUUCAAGUUUAAAAUUGGGGGUCGUCUUAUACACGGAAUGUUGCAAUUAAAUAUAUAAAUAAAUACAUGCCGCCAUCCAUAUUAUUUCCCCCCAGCCUCCCCUCACUAUUGACCUCAUGACAAACCCUGGUCUGGUACUCCCCCGCAGCAGCCCCCGCACUGUGCUUUCCACCUGGUUCCCUCAGUCGCUCCCUGGCUACCCAGACCCCCCAUUCCCCAAGCACACUCAGGCAGAUCUGGCAGUCGCAGCUCCUCGCAGCGGCGGAGGAAUCCGCUCUGGCGCCUGGGGCGGGGUGAGCUGCCCAUAGGGGCGGGGUGCACCGCAGGGCUUCCGGAGGCUGCCUUCCUCCUCCCACUCAGCCGCCCUACAGCUGGGGGGGGGGCAGCGGGCAGACCAUUUGGGCCAAAGGGGCAGAGUGCAGUUUGCUACCCUGGGUGUUUGAGAGCGGAGCAGAAAAAAGCAAUUUGACUUCUGCAGCAUACAAAUUCCCUCUCAAAGGGUUCUUUAGCUAUGAUUCUUGCAUUGUGGCGCUGACUAGUUCCCGGCCAUCGGGGACAUGCUCUCGUUCCAGCUCAGCUUCCCAGCUCUGCUCCAGUGCUGCCGCCACUCCAGUUCUUAUACUGCACAUUAUAAUAAUGCUGACUAGCUCAAAAAAAAUAUUUAAAAAUUGCCUACCGUAAUUACGAUACCAAAUAUAUCGGCAAAGUUGUUCUUUUUGUUGUUUCAAUAUACGGUUCGAAAUAUACUGGUAUAUUGAAUAUUUAAUAAAAUAUCAAAGUUCUGUUAGGUGUUUAAAAUAUUUAUUUUUUAAUUUUGGGCUCAAAAAAUAGGGGCCGUCUUAUACAUGGGGGAAUCUUAUACACAGAAAAAUACGGUGUAUUAUAACAAGGUAAUAUUCACCCCCAUCCCCGAUCACCAUAUUCUUUCUAAUAUCUACUAUAGCAAGAAACAGAUUUUGAUCAUGACCUGAAGUAUGUCGGGCACAUGCUGUAUUGAGACAGCUCCAUGGUUGUUAUGCAGCCAUGAAGUGCUGACUGGUCCAGACAAGGCAGCAUCAGUGUGGAUAUGUGUCCUAGAAUGAAUUCUUCUAGGACACACUAUAAAGCUUGUUUUACCCUCAGUGCUCAAGAUAAGCAGAACUGCUUGUAUAAAAUAGACUGUGGGUAUGUGGUGUAGUAUUAGUACAGUAUUAAUCUUAAUACAAAGAGACCCUUUCAGCAUCCAGGUUUAUCCACAAUUAUAGUUUGCAUGGGACGUGGGUGGCGCUGUGGUCUAAACCACUGAGCCUCUUGGGCUUGCUGAUCAGUAGGUCGGCGGUUUGGAUCCUGCGACUGGGUGAGCUCCGGUUGCUCGGUCCCAGCUCCUGUCAACCUAGCAGUUUGAAAGUAGAUAAAUAGGUACCGCUCUGGUGGGAAGGUAAAUGGCGUUUCCGUUCGCUGCUCUGGUUUCUCCAGAAGCGGCUUAGUCGUGCUGGCCACAUGACCCGGAAAAACUGUCUGCAGACAAACGCCAGCUCCCUCAGCCUGUAAAGUGAGAUGAGCGGUGCAACCCCAGAGCUGUCUACAACUGGACUUAACUGUCAGGGGUCCUUUACCUUUUUUAUAUAUAGUUUGCAUAGUGUACUGUUGAUAUAUUAAUAUUGGUCAGAAAAAUCUUCCUGUCCAGCUUUAAGAGCCCAUGAAUAAGCAGUUCUAUACAGUUUGACUGUGGAACUGCCUCUCCUAACCCUGGGUUUACUAUUUCAUGUAUUUCUGUAAAAUAUUAACUUAAAUUCCUCUUAUCACUCCUUUCUUAAACAGAAUGAUCGGGAUCCCCGCUGGCGAGAGAGAUCAGUUGCCAGAAAUUCCAUAUUAGACCAGUAUGGGAAAGUUCUACCCAGAGUACAAAGGAAGCUUGCUGUAGAGCGAGCCAAGCCUUACCACUUGCCAACUUCACUACGGCGGGAAAGUAAGUAUUUUCAGUGUGUUGUGGUGAAACCUUUCAAAACCUGCUUUAAGUAUUUAAUGUUGUUUUUCCUUUUUUUUUCUCCUUCAAGUUUUAAGACCAAAGCCACUGUCAACAGUUGCAAAGAAAGUUACUGCAGGAAAUGUCAUCACAAAAGCAACUUUAAUCAAUAAUGUAUUGUCCAAAAUUGGAGAGGUAUGGGUGGGAACUGAACAGAAAAACAAGUCAUUUCAAAAUGACAUGUAAGUAUUCAUUUUGUUGUCGUAGGAAAUUACUGCAUCUUAAGUUGCCCAGUACUAAAAUAGGAGUUUCACCACAGCUGUCCAUAUUUUUCACCUGCUUUCCAUUGACCAUAAUGAAUAGCCUGGUGUUGAUACUAUUAACAAAAGUGUUAAUUUUUAGGGUAGAAACUUUGACAGAUACCAGGGCCCCCACCGUUACGUAACAUACUAAGCAGUGUGCUUCUCUUUUAUAUUAGUUUUUUAUGAAAAGAAGGGAAUAAGGUUGAGCCAAAAGAGUUGAAAAGGCAGCAAUUCAUUGCUUAACCUUUGCUUCCUCACCCAAACUUGAAAUUACCUGUCUUCUGACUGACUGUGUGCUUUAUUUAUUCCUCUUUCGGAAGACAGUACUUGUGCAUCUAGUGGUUUUCAUGAGCUUGUCACUCUCGUGUUUUCAAAUCCUAGAACUGAAGAACAACCACCUGCAGUGGAUUCCUGCACUGACACAGAGAUACCAGAUCCAUUUGUUGGGACACCAGCUACUAAAUCUUUAAGAAAAUGCUCCAGGUAAAAUUUUUCAAUAGGUGUUUGUUUGUAUCCUUUGGGUGCUUUUCAGUCCUGUCGAAAACAUCAGUUGUAAUGAGUGAAAAUUAGUUUUGACAGUUGCCUUGAAUUAUAUAUUUUUUAUGUGGGCCUUUUUAAAAAUGGAAGUAUAUUCACAGUGUCCAUGCUCAAAAAAGCCUCUUCUUUCUUUUAAUUACUAAACUAAAAUGACAGGUGAGCUGUGAUAAUUUAUUGAUAAAAGCAUAAAGCAACUUCAGAUUUUAAAAUCAGAAAAGCCUAGAUGAAUCAUAGUGGUAGGGCAGAGAUGGCUAAAAUAUCCUCCUGUUUAUGGCAACACCAUUUUACAUUUGUAUUCUGUUUGUUAAUACAACUUAAUUCUUAAACAUUUUGAAAUGUUUGCAGAUUGCUUGACUUGGUGGUCCAGCCUAUUCCUCUUGAUUCACCUUCCCUUCGAAGCAAUCUGCACAUGUCACCAAGAGCUUCUGCAUCCUGUAUGCUUUCUAGUCCAUUGCAUUCCAGCCCUCGAUGCUCCCUAUACAAGAGCAGUAGAAGAGCACCUGAAUUAAAGCUCCUAGAAACUCCUCUGGUUGUUAGGGUAUGUAGAAUUGUGAAGGUUUCAUGAACUUGUUUGAUACAGAGGCUGAAGUGCCAUGUAAUUAGUGGGUUCUGCCUCCCAUUUUGACAUGUUUCCUCCUCUUCUUAGAGAGCUAAAGCUUUGACAUCUACAUCUUCCUCUGGCUUUCCUGGUUUUACUCCUCAAUCUAUUUUGAGAUCCAGCCUUCGGACUACUCCUUUAGCUACUCCAACUGCAUCUCCAGGAAGGUCUAUCACACCCCCUCUGCGUGCAAAAGAAACAAAAAUAUCAUUUAUGGAAGAAAGCAAAGCUUCAGGAUGGACUGCUGGGGUAGGUUGGAAGAAACAGAUGCUGGAAAGUAGAACAUUUUGAGCCAUAUUCAGACAAGUUGAUAGUUGUGCAAAGGACCUUAAUUUUCUGCUUACCUUUUGGCAAGGUGGGCUUUAGUUAAAUCUGGUUUAUAUAUAUGCAUACAUUGUGCAUUUUAGGUUCAUCUUUGUAAGUCACUUUGAAUUUAACUUUUCUGGAAUGAAGUAUAAAUAAUAAAACAGCAGCAACAACAAUAAUAAAAUAAUGAUGUGGGUGAUUGGGUUCGUUUCCAGGUCUGCUGACACCCAUGCAUUUACUGUCCUAUUCCAAUGAUGACCAAAUGUGUAGAGCCAACACAUACAGGCAUAAGAGUCCCUUAAUUUCUUCCUGGAGCUUUAAAACUGCAUUUUGUGUACUUUGAUGCAUGCUAAUUCCCAGGCCUAUAGCCUCUUUUGCAGUCUUCUAUGUAUUCUAAGUUAACAUUUUUAAUUCAGGAAGCCCACAUCAUGUUCUCAUGGCUGUAUCUGCAUUCCAGAUAUGAGGUAAAGGACCCCGGUUAAGUCCAGUCAAAGGUAACUAUGGGAUUGCGGCGCUCAUCGCGCUUUCAGGCUGACGGAGCUGGCGUUUGUCCACAGACAGCUUUCUGGGCCAUGUGGCCAGCAUGACUAAACUGCUUCUGGCGCAAUGGAACACGAUGACUUGCAGUGGCGUGCUUUCAAACUGCUGGACUGGCAGGAGCUGGGACAGAGCAAUGGGAGCUCACUCUGUUGCGGGGAUUCGUGGGUGGCGCUGUGGUCUAAACCACUGAGCCUCUUGUACUUGCCCAUCAGAAGGUUGGUGGUUCGAAUCCCUGCAAUGGGGUGAGCUCCUGUUGCUCUGUCCCAGCUGCUGCCAACCUAGCAGUUUGAAAGUCGAUAAAUAGGUACCACUCCGGUGGGAAGGUAAACAGCUUCCAUGAGCUCUGUUUUCCGUCAUGGUCCUCCGUUGUGCCAGAAGCGGUUUAGUCAUGCUGGUCACAUGACCCAAAAAUCUGUCUGUGGACAAAUGCCAGCUCCCUUGGCCUGAAAGUGAGAUGAGUGCCGCAACCGCAUAGUCACCAUUGACUGGACUUAACCGUCCAGGAGUCCUUUACCUUUACCAUUCCAGAUGUGCAAAGCCUUUGUAUGCAUGUGUGGAUUGGUCAAUGAAUUUUAGUAGCUGGAGCCUGCUUGUUCAAAAAUGCAUGUCUUUAGAAGUAAAAACAUUGACUAUUUCAAGCAGAGAGUUCAGUGUUUGCCUUCUGGAUCAAGGCCUUGCAUGGUCAGAAUUUUCUGCUCACUGGGGAAAUGGUACUGCUUGUUUUAACUUGGACUGUUUUUUUUAAGAUGACAGAUAGUAAAACAAAACACAACACAGUUUCAUCUGAAUGCAUUAUUGAAGCUCACAUGGAAGAUAUGUGGUCUAAGACUAGAGAAACUCCUGCAUUUUCAAUAUGCAGUCUUCAGGAAGACUAUGAAGAAGCGGGCUUGUCAUCAGAAUGCGUACCAGGCAAUGAUUUGAAUAAAGCUGAACCUUCCAAAGAAACUAGUUAUGGUUCUGUAAAGUCAGAUCAAACUACUUCAGAUUAUCAAGAUGCAAAAUCGCCAGGUGACAACAGUGAUUCCUUCAGAAUCUCUCAGCCAGCGGGUUUCUCCCCUGAAGAUCUUGUAAACAUACAAGUGUCAGCUGAGAGAGAAAGCAGUGAGGCAGUAGCAAGGGAUCCUUUGCAAAUGGAACAGCAAACAUCUACAGAUGGAGAACAGUCGCCUGGUAUGUGAUCUACAGAUAUGCAAAUGAAUUAAUAAGAAACGGGGCGUGCUGUAACAUAGGAGAGAUCCAUCUAAUCCAGCAUUGGUUCUCCAACACUGCUAAAAUAGAUCCUCAAACUCCCAAAAAGGGCAUGAUGGAGAUAGCCAAAACACAGCCACCAUAUUUGGAAACAGUAUAUCUGGCAGAUACUGGAAAGGGGUGUGUGUGGAGAAAUUUUCUAUGAUACCCUCUAAUAGCAAAUUCAGGUGACUGGAUGACACAUCAAUUUGGAAAAGAAACAGUGGCUUUAUAUAUUUGGGGGCCAUCCAAGGUAUGCAGAAGUAUAACAGUUUGUGAAUCACAAGAAGAGGGGUGUGUGGACUGCCAAAUAACAACCUGUGAGAUUAAAGAUUACUGGUGGCAGUUAAGCUUACAAAGAGGAAAUAGUAGUAGUAGUAGUAGUAGUAAUAAUAAUAAUAAUUAAUUACAGUAUUUUAAUAUUUUUUUGGAAGCCGCCCAGAGUGGCUGGGGAGGCCCAGCCAAAUGGGUGGGGUAUAAAUAAUACAUUAUUAUUAUUAUUAUUUAUACCCCGUUCAUCUUGGCUGGGUUUCUCCAGCUACUCUGGGUGGCUUCCAACGGAAUAUUAAAAUACAAUAACUUAUUAAACAUUAAAAGCUUCUCUAAACAGGGCUGCCUUCAGAUGUCUUCUAAAACUCUGGUAGUUGUUUUUCUCUUUGACAUCUGGUGGAAGCUCGUUCCACAGGACAGGUGCCACUACCGAGAAGGUCCUCUGCCUGGUUCCCUGUAACUUGGCUUCUUGCAGCGAGAGAACCACCAGAGGGCCCUCGGCACUGGACCUCGGUGUCUGGGCAGAAUGAUGGGGGUGGCAGCAAAAAUUGUAGUUGGUGAUAGCCAAGCCAAAAUUGUAAAUUCUUGCUACUAAAAUCAAGACUUACUGGUUGCAGCUAUACUGUAUCAAUUUUUAAAAAUUAGAUUGAAGGAUGCAAUCUGUCUGUUUGUUUAUGGGUUCUCCCAUUCAUAGGACUACCUGAAAGAGAAGGUGAAGACUAUGGCUCACUUCCUGAGGAUGAAGAAUUUGUGAUGCAUCACUUAAAUGCUAUUCCUUACACUACGGUCUCUUCUAUGCCAUCUAAUGAAAGGUGAACAUGUCAAGUACAUCUUUUUUAAAAAAAAAACCCAGUUGUAUCAUGCUUCAUACCUUUUACAUUGUUUUGCAUUCAGUUUCUUGAGUACUGUGAAUAUGAUACAUUUAUUAUAUAUUUAUUAGUAAAAAAAAGGGACACAGCUGGAGCACCAUUUCACAGCCUUGAUUGUAGUGUUUGUUUUCUGUGACCAACUAUCUCCCAAACAGCAUGCUGAUAGUUGCAAGCUUCUAUUUUGAUCCCCUGAUAAUCUCGAUAGAUUGACAAAUUGCAAUAUCAAUUGUUCAGCUUUCUUUUUCUCUCUCACUCUCUCCCCCCCGCCAGCAAUGGGGGUACCUCCAGCCUGGCAUGUGUGCCAAAUUUACACACAAGGCCAUUUUCCCUAGCCCCCCUUUAGGUCACUGCAGGAACCAUGGUGCAGACACUAUCCAUCAGCUGAUGAGUGGUGACUUCAAGCCUGCUACACUGGCUCUGUGACUUGAGUUCUGCUGGAGAACUUGGUUGUAUAGCCUGUCUCUGCAAAAAGUAGUUUUGCCAGUUUAUGUUCAGCACAUGGGAAGCACUAGACAGAGGGCUUACAUAGAACUCUGCACAGAGCUUCCAAAACACAGAGCAUAGGACUAGUAUAAAUGCAAGUUUAAGGACCUUUGUCCCACCCACCUGUCAAUCAUCUGACAUCAUAAUGGCAAUUGGGUCUUUGACCGUAAUAAAAUUAUGAUGAUUGAUAUGUGAGUUAUCCUAUCCACGUGUCCAGGUUUGCUUGUGCGUGGUGGGAACAGAUAAGGAUCUGACCUACUGGGUAAAAAAGGUUUCCCACCCCUGCCCUAGUCAGUUCUUUUCAUGUCCCACUCUAAGGCAGGAAUUGACAAGUUGCCAAAUUUGCCACACAAAGGAAAACUAUUUUUUUUCUUAGACAGUAGUGUGCAUUUGGAUUUUGCAUAGCAACUGCCCUGAGUGAAGUGUACUCAGAGGAAAUAUUCAUAGGAUAAUAUGCACAUUAAUACUUGUUUGAUGGUUAAUCAAGCAAACAGGAUAGUAAAAAUUAGACUUUAGUUAGCCACACCUGCAGAACUUUAUAAUUUGCAUAUAACAAAGGGAUAGAUUCCAGACUUUUCCACAGAACUGGCUUUGCAGUAUCUCUUGCAGUACAGCUCAAUAAUAAUUGGAAUGGUUUAAGGUAUUUGUUGACAAAAAUGUGUUAGUAGCUUUCAUAAAACGUUUUCAAAAUUCAUUUUAUUUAAAAACUGUAAGUGAAACUGUCCCUUACUUUCUUCUUAUAAAGUCAAACAAAUGUCCUAGAGUCCAGCAUGCUGCCAUUGUUGGAAAACAACCAGCUCCUUGAUGAAGCAAGUCCCCAAGCUUUGGAGCCAUUAGGAACAGAUGCUGAAUGUAUGUAUAUUUGAAUAAUCAAGUAAAUUUUCAAAUGAUCAAACAGACAAGGAAAAUAAUAUUGAAAAGCUUGAAGUUAUGUGACUUGAUUCUCACUGUGUGCCUUUGAUGCAUGUGUGCUAAAAUCUUCUUAGCCUGGUAUAUUUACUUUUAUGUUAAUAUAGUAACUUCUGAACUAUUCAAGAUCCCAUUUUUUAUUAAAUGAAAUGUUUAAUUAUAAGUAUAUAGCCCAAAAACAUUUCCUCUACUUAUUAAGAUCUGUGCUUCACAUUCUGCAGUGCUGUUGUGUAAUUUGGUAUACUCUACAGUAGGGGAAGUGAUACGCCUCCAAAUCCUGUACAAACUUAAAAUUUGGCUGUAAUUGGAAAUCUGGAUAUGCUUUUAUUUUAUUUAAAAAGGACUUAGGAGUCAUUCUAAGCUAUUAAAUUAACUUUGGACUAAAGCACUGCUGUCUUAUAAGCCAAUUAAAAUUGCAGAUUGGGAUGACUUUUUAGCAUAUGAUACAUUUUCGCAAAAGACUAACAUCUUUUUUUUAAAAAAAAUGGGGAUAUGCUGGAUGAUCUCAGACAUUGCAAAAGCUGUAACUGGUGACGUGUUUUUCCUUUGGAUUAGGAGGCCCAAUUGUGCUAACAAUUAUUCAUUGAUUUUAAAUGCACUAAUUGUUUAUUUAAUGGGAGAACAAAUCCAACUGCAAACUUCUGUUGUACAUUGGUAGCUUCGUAUCGCUGGCUGAGAGGCACAGUAGCUCAGAAAAACCUCAGUUUUUCUGAUUCUGCAAAGCAGAAGUGAGCAGAGGUCCAGACAGUUCCUUAAAUAUUAUUGGUCUUAUAACUGAAAAGUUUUAAUGUGAAACAAUAAAAUAAGAAAAGUAAUGAGAUGACAAUCCUUUUUCAGCUGUCAUAAGUAUUCCUGAUAGUGAAGACAUUGUCAGUGUUCAUUCCAAAAAUGAACUUGAAGAAAGAGAAGCAUUAGAUGAAGAUGGGUCAAAAGAAGCUGAGAGCGAAGAAAAUAUAGCAGUCCUGCAAGAGAAAACACCACUUAAUAUUGAACCUGCAAGUCAAGAAGUAAAUGUAAGGGCUUCAUUUAGCACUUUGGAACUUUCUUUGAAAUCUGUUUGGAAUUAUUGGUUUGCCAGUGUAAAUACCUUGGAUAUUUGUAAACUUUCACAUGUGGGACAGCGCUUAAGGAAGCAGCUGCAGGAGAAGACAGUUUUUGUCCCAGAGCACCCACAGAUGCAGAUACUGCUUCCCAGGGACCAUUUAUUUGCAUGCAUGCAACUGCUGAAAAACCAAUUCCAUGUGGCUGUGUUCCUAGAGCUGUACUGUGUGGAGCAGUGUACAAAUAGCUGAGUACAAUAGCUAACUUUAAACCAUUUGAAUAUUCCUCUAAAAUUGGAAGAACUCUUUUCAUUCAUUAAAUUUAUUGAAAUAUGUGUAUUGGAAUUAAAUUUAUAUACUUUUUGAUUUUAGCUUGUUGGUGAUGGAACACGUGAAGUACACAUCUCAGAAGCUGUAGUUGAGGCACUUCCGUACAAUGAGCUAUGUCCUUCAAGCAGUCUGAAAUAUCAGUACAGCAGUGAUGCUAUGGCGCAGCAAGUCACAUGUGACGUACUCAAGAAAGAUGCUGGUGAAUCUGACUUUACUGGAGGAGAUGGAGAUCUGCUGAUGUCCCAAAACAAUUUUACGUUACUAUUAGAAGGGGAUGAAGAAGCUGAGAUAGGAGAUUCUAGUGCAUUGCAUACUUCCCCUCUUAAAUCAGCCAGCGAGUUAGAGGGUGCCUGUGUAAAUAGUGCUGGAAGUAACAACCCAGAAUUCAUCACAAAUACGGUGUCUACUGUAACUAGUGAUCAGAUAUCACAGAAUACUGCUGAGGUGUUGCCUUAUGUACCUGAACCUAUUCAGAUGGCUAUUGCUGAGAACCUAUUGGAUGUAAUCAAAGACACAAGAAGUAAAGAAUUUUCAAGUGAGGUUGUGGACCAGUCUUUUCAUGAAAGCAUAAGUAAGAAGGUAUUAAGUUCACCACAGGCACCUCUGCAAAAUGUUACCGAAAUAAGUAAAGAUGUAAAAUUGAGUCAAGUUGAAGAUUCAGUGAUGUCUAGCACCAGCACUGUGGAACAGAUGGCACAAAAUGUAAAUGACCCAGUACCUGAUGGUCAGCCAUUGGGACAGAUGGAUAAACCAGAUCUGCUACUACCACCAACUCCAAGGAGAAGUGCUAGACGGGCAAAAGAAACAUUGAACAUUCCCGAAAGCCUUCCCCUUGGUUCUGAACAAGAACCUCAAGAAAAACAGAUAACACAGGUUCCUGCUUUCCCAGGCUUAGAUACUAAGGAAACAAAGGAGUGUGACUUAGAAAUAUCAACAAAUGUUCAUCCCAUCACACAGGAGUUUCAGGCAACCAUUGCUACAAGAAGAGGGGUUAGAAAACCAAAAGAGCUUGCAUCAGAGCUUCAUAAGCAUCCAAGUGAACAGCUACCUUCUGCUCGCAGAAGGACUCCUAGAAGCACAAGAAGUUUAGUAGGGGAUCAAGAAGGUAGUCAGUUUAUCAUUGACCAUACAAUUCAGAUGAUGGUAAAUCCUAAAAGUGCAAGAAAACUGAAAAGCAUUGCUUUCCACCUGGCAGAGAACGUGAUUUCAGAUCAGGAGGUAGAACCUCGUGAAGAGCAGCUGAGUACAAAACCAAGAAGAGGAAGGCCAAGAAAGCAUGGUGAACUGAAAGUGAUGGCCCAGUCAGAAACUGCAGCUGGGAAGCUGCCAUUACCAUCACCAGUUAGAAGGGGCAGACAUAGAAAGUCAAGUCUACCAGAAGCCAUUUCUGAACAUGACAUACAGCCAAGUAAACCACAGCUACCUGUAUCAACUGAGCAGGAGAGGGCGCGAAGCACAAGUAUAUCAGAAAUUGUUUCUGAUCAAGAGACUGGGCUUAUUAAACAGUUGCCUGUGCGACGAAGAGGCAGACCAAGAAAGAAUCCUUUGAAUGUGUCAGCAGAUUUGGGACUGGAGUUGUCUCUGUUGUCUCCUCCCCCAACACCUAGUCAAUCUUUUGUCACUCCUAGAAGAAAUACUAGGAGAGGAUCUGUUCAAGAAAAGACUCCAGUCGACACCACAAAGAGGAAAUCUGCAAGAAUUGCAUCCGUAAGAAUAGAAAAAACAAAUACAAGUAUAGAGAAAAUGGAUGCAGACAAAUAUGUUCUAGAAGAACAUUCUGUACAACCAAGUGAGGCAGAGACUUUAGCAAGGAGUUCUAAAAAGAGGCAGUCCAAGAUGACGGCAAUCAGAAAGAGAAGCCAGUUACCAUCUCUUUCUGAGGAAGGUACGGAGGAGGAGGAACACUUGCCGCAAGCAGCUGAGAUUGCAGUAGGAUUGCAUUCCACAGACAUGACCAAACAAAGGCUUAGUGAAACAGGGAAAACUUUGGCACAUCGUGGUACUCUUGUGAAAAGGACCAGAUACAGCAGAAAGAGUACGAAACAGAGUCCCACCCUGGAUACAAAUGAGACAUUCUGUUUUUCACCUCCUCUUACCAAACUGACAGAAAAAUCUAAAGGUACUUGAAAUGUUGCCUUCGGCUGUGUAAGGCUUUUUUGCUUAUUUAAAAUUGCUUACUAUGCAUGAAUUCCAUUGAGGGUAAAACAAAACCGGAGCAGGAUAAAUACUGGGGAUUUUUCUUAAAGCAAGACUGCCUAUAACCCUGCCCACAUUACUGCACGAUAUCAGUAUGCCAUCUACUGGGUAUGGAGCCUCUACCCCAUGGACCUAAUUAGGCCUGCUGGGCUCACCAGGCCGUUUUAAUCAACCCUCACAAACCUGACAUUGGCACAUAUAUAGGAAUUGUGUACCCAAAAGUUUCACCCAGUUGUGACUUCUAUGUAUUGCCUCAUCCAUUACAAAAAGACCCAGUUCAUGUGCCGGGGAGGCAUUAGGAUUCAUCUGUUCUGUAAAAUGUGAAGAGAGCCUUAGAAUGAGCUGACUUUCUGCAACAAAACAUUCCAAGGUCAUAGACCACAAUUAGUGCAAUAGGGUGUGGAGCAGCCCUCCAUAAGACAUUAGUUUUUACUUUGCCUUGUCCAUUUGCAGUCAGCUGGUACACUACUGCUGUAAUGACAGCACUGCAGCUUAACUGUCCAUUCACUUUAAAUCAGGGAGGGCCAGAAACUUAUCUCCCCAUUAGUCCCAGACCAAAUUUGCUAGGUGGGUGAGACUGUCAAUCAUCUGAUGUCACUAUUUUGCCAGGUGAUCCUUUGAAGCAGGAGGGUCAAAGAGGAGCAUGGGGCUGCUUGCCAAAGGACUUUCAAAUAUCACUGCUCCAGUUUUUAGAAGUUCAAGAAGCAUUGCUGAGAGGGAGAAGCAGGUUCAAUGAAAACUGCUUCCCUCUCUAGAGCAAGGUGCAACUGAUGGAUGGCGGAAGCGUGCCUUGCUUAGCAAAGAAACAGUUAGAGCUCACUUUAAGUUCCUGAUUGUUCCUUUACCCGUUGUGUGCCUGACAUUAUGUAUGACAGCUGGUUAAGGGAGGUUGGGCGUGGCUCUCCCAAAAUGGCCUGGUGGGCCAAGUAUGGCCCAUGGGCCAGAGGUUUCCCACACCUGCUUUAAAUGAAGACCCCACCUCUUUAAAUGGAGACCUGCUUCCAUCUCCCCUAAUGCCCCAGCUAUUCUCAGAAAAAGGGUAGGAGCAAAGCUGUGCUUUAUGACAUGUUGGCUACCAUGGCGUACAAGGUUUGAAGGGUCUUUGUGUAACAAAGCCAUGCCAGGUGUUCUAAGAAGCUUAAACAAAGAGUAGUUAAAUUGUGGGUAUAUGGAAAGCUGCUCUGCACCCUGCUUUCCGCUUAUUCAGGAUUGCAGAUAGAGUUGCAUGCCUGGAAUGCUUAGUUUCAAGUUCAAAAAUAAACGCAUGCUUUCUGAUUCUAGGUGAGAAAGCAGUGACGCCUGUGCUACUCAAAGAUUUCAAGGCAGACUUGACUUCUCAGUUUGUCUUCUCGCCCCCUGCUUUGAGAUCUAGGAAGAAAAAAGUGUCCAGUAUUUCAAGGAUUGUGGAAGAGUUGGUAAGUAAAACCUUUGAUCCCUUCUCCAAAGAUCUGAAGAGAACAAGCCAGCAAAUUUCUAGUGAAAGAGCCAGAUUCUCCCUUCUGACAUGAUGUAAUGAUUGGGAGAUCAAGCUUUCCACAUGUUUAUAAUUGCAAUGGACCUUUUCAACACCUUUUGCAGCUUGCUAGAACCAGCUUGAGGUGUUGCUUCUUGGGUGUCCAGGGCACUUAAUUGGUUUUAUUGGUUUUUACUGUUUUUUAAAGUGAUUAAUUUUAUUUAAGUUUUAAAAUGUAAUGGAAAAACUGUGGUUCUCCACGAUCAUGCUGGCUGGGCUGAUGGAACAACAACAAUUGGAGGGCAACUCAAAUGACAAGCGAAAACAAUAUACACAUCACCCCUUUGCUAUACAGCAAAUGACAAAUGGUUUCAAAGAUUAAAAGAUGCCAGCUUUUGCAAUAUUUAACACACUUAAAGCAAGCUUUCAGGUUCAUUGUAUAGCAUUUGAAGAACUGCUGACAGCAAGCAACACAGGGCAGUUAUGUUGCUUUUUUUAUCUUUAUUUGUCAAUAUGAGUAAUUACAUGGAAAAGCAAGGAGUUUGUAUUGAUAAAUUGGAUUAUCCAAUUUAAGACUGGAAGCCAUAUAUCAUUAUGGAACCAAUGGUCUCUAUCCAGCUUGUCUGUGUGGAAGGUCCAUACAUAAAGGAAAGGAAGCUGGUUUAUGAGUGAUGGGAGAGGCAAGAAAGAUGGGAAUAGAUUUUGAGUGUGAAUGUUUUAAAUUACUACUGUAUAGCACUGGUUUAACAGUGUCACUACUAAUGCCUACGUGUUUGUAUGUGGGCAAUAAAUUUAAAAAGUAAAUAAAAAGGAGAUGUCAGAGAAACAGUUUCACUUUGUGCAAGUUUACCACUCUACAUUUGUCCUUUAGGAAUUACCAGUUAAAGAGGAGAAGGAUGCAGUCUCAAUAGAAACUUCAGAGAAGCCGAAAGUAAAGAGAAGCAGAGCUACAAGGUCAAAAGCAAAAAAAGCAAGCAAGUAUGGGAUGAUUCUAUAUAUCCCCCCCGCAAAAAAAACACCUUGUUAUUUCAAAACCAGUCAUGUGCAGAAAUUAUCACAGUAAUGCAUUUGGCAUUUGGUAUCGUAAUAAAAAAAAACAUUAAUUUGGUCUUCUGUGGCCUUUCAAAUCUUGCCAGACUCCCAACUUCCACUAUCUUGGCCAUGUUGGCUGGAGGUGAUUGGAGUAGGGGUCAACAACAUCUAAAGGUGCCUCUGUUCUGUUGCCCUAAAGCAUAAGAAAUACUUUAUACCAAGUCAGGCCAUCAGUUCAUCUAGUUCAAUAUUGACUGUAACAGCAAUCUAGGUUUCAAACAGGACAUUUUUUCCUUAUGUGGAGAUGCUCAGGAUUGAACAUGGGACCAUUUGCAUGUACAGUUGUACCUCGUUUUGAGUCCGCCCUGUUUAGGGUCCAUUUCAUCGAAUGUCCGUAGCCAACCCAGAAGUACCGGAACGGGUUACUUCCGGGUUUGUUGCUCAUGCAUGCGCAGAAGCGCUAAAUCUCGCUUCACGUAUGUGCAGAGCAGUGCUUUGUCAGGCAUCCCUUUCGUUGAGCUUCCGGGACUCCAGAACGGAUCCCAGACGCAAAAGGAGGUACAACUAUACUCUAUUAUUCUCAGUAGUGGCGCCCACCCUGUGGAAUGCCCUCCCGCCAGAUGUCAAGGAAAUAAACAACUAUCUACUUUUAAAAGACAUUUGAAGGCAGCCCUGGUCAGGGAAGUUUUUAAUGUUUGAUGUUUUGUGUUUUUAAUAUGCUGUUGGAAGCCGCCCAGAGUGGCUGGGGAGGCCCGGCCAGAUGUGCGGGAUAUAAGAAUUAAUUAAUUAAUUAAUUACGACUGAGCCUACAGCUAAUUAUUCAGUCUUCAUUCAUCUGAACAGAAACAUAACUUGUCAGUGUAACCUCUCAUUCCUCUUCCUUGCAGAGUCCUAGAGAAAGAUAGCAGUUGGUCAACGCCACACAUGGAAAUUCAAUUCAUUUCUCCUUUUGGCACGCCAGUAGAUGGAGCAAAAAGCAAACAGAAGGAGUCUGUGGAUAAAGCAGAAAAGACUGUUCGUAAGACUCUUCAUAGGAACGAGAGAAUAACUAGCUUUCCAAAGCCAAUUGUUCAGAAGAAGAGGCUAUAA